Ornithodoros turicata is the source of this 804-nucleotide messenger RNA. RefSeq names its product tRNA 2'-phosphotransferase 1-like. The record is from RefSeq and is a predicted model, not a curated record. Bases 130 to 756 code for a protein of 208 amino acids. Gene Ontology annotation, biological process: tRNA splicing, via endonucleolytic cleavage and ligation. NCBI's taxonomy places the organism in Eukaryota, Metazoa, Arthropoda, Arachnida, Ixodida, Argasidae. Gene Ontology annotation, molecular function: tRNA 2'-phosphotransferase activity. The transcript has a single exon.
ACCGUUCGCAAAUCAACAUGGCGGGUGUCAACAAGCAUGCACAUAUUCCUCAGCCACUGAACUGAACUGUACGUACUCUAGCGUACCCAGGUGUUGCAAGACGCAAUCGCGAGUUAUUUUUCGAACACCAUGAGCCACUCGAAAAGUAUCAAACUCUCAAAAUCUUUAGCCUACGUCCUGCGUCACGGUGCCGAAACGGAAGGCCUCAGGAUGGACGACGGCGGUUACAUUGACGUAGUCGCUGUGCUUCGACUGGCUUCGUUUCGUCGAUGUGGAUACACCGAAUCUGAUGUGAUGAACGUCGUAGAAACAAGUGACAAGCAAAGGUUUGCACUGCGUCAUCACCCUGAAACGGGAAGACUUCAAAUACGCGCAAAUCAGGGUCACUCGAUCGAGAUCAAAGACGACGGAACGUUGCUUACGCCGAUUAGCUUAGAGAGCUGUCCAGACGUCGCAAUUCACGGCACAUACUUCAAAAAUUGGCAGACGAUACAACACGCUGGCUUAUCUAAACGAGGAAGGAAUCAUAUCCACUUCGCAGCUGGUUUCCCCGGCGACGACGGCGUCAUUAGUGGGAUGCGUCGGAACUGCGAAGUCGCGAUAGUGAUUGAUUGCAAGUCUGCGCUAAUGGACGGGCUGAAGUUUUUCAGGUCCGAGAACAAUGUCAUCCUUUGUCCGGGAGAUUCAGAUGGAACUCUGAGCCCGAAGUAUUUCAAGGAAGUGUGGCAGUGUCGGCCCAGAAAGCGUUUAUUGUAAAUUAGAGGUAUGUAAGUUGGUUGGUUAACAAGAGGAAGUGGAAACGUC